Molecule: messenger RNA, 1328 nt
Organism: Sphaerulina musiva SO2202
Lineage: Eukaryota; Fungi; Ascomycota; Dothideomycetes; Mycosphaerellales; Mycosphaerellaceae
Exons: 1
Coding region: 205-1152 (315 amino acids)
Source: RefSeq, a predicted model, not a curated record
ACAGCCUUGACGCUGCAUCUCAUAUCCGCAAAACUCGUAGUCGUCAUCAGACGAGCCAACUGUGGCCUGGGCUUCUGGAGAUGAGCCUUUUGGCAAUCUGAGCAAGGGUGAAAUGAUAAUAAUCAAAGGCACAUAGACGCGCCGCCCACUCGCUCGAGGCACCGUCACCUGCGUUUGUUCCUGCUGGUGCUGUCAAACUUCAUCAUGUUGUUCUUCCUUCAGUCUUUCACCGCCUUCGUGGCGGUAGUACACUCGUUUCCCAUUUCUGCCGACUCACAGGCACAACAAGCACAAGAAGAAGGUCAGGUCUCCAAGCGACAGGCCGGAUAUCCAUAUGAUUACUAUCCAUAUGGAUCAUAUCCGCAAUCAUCGUACCCACCGUAUUCAUCAUACCCACCGUACUCUCCAUACCCACAGUCUUUACCAUACCCUACAUACCCCACCGUCGCAGGACAACCACAGGGCCCCGGCCUCAUUCCCGAAGGAGGCCCAGGAGCACUGACGCCCUUAGAGGCCGGAUCUGCCAAGUCUCCCGCGGGCGUCAACCUGUGCUCUGACCCCAAAAGCAUCGACUACAAAAUCAACUGCAAUGGCGGCGAAUAUACCAAGACGACCGUCGUAGACGGAUUCCAUUCGGUCCACGAAGAAGGUUCUUUCAGCACAUGGAAAUACGGCGAUCCCAAAGGAGAAUUCUACCAGCCUUUUGAAACUUUCGGAUCCAACGGCCAGAGCCAGGACUCAGGAGAUAGUGAGGGUGGUGGUGGUGGCGGAGGAGGAAGCUCCGGUUGCGUAGACGGCUUCGACUCGGAAGGUCUUCCAUGUGGCAACAAUGGAGGAGGAGGAGACAACGGAAACAACGGAAACAAUGGCGGUGGCGGCGGCGGUGGCGGCAGUUCUGGUAUCCCCGACGACAACGGAAACAACAACAACGGCGGUGGCGACAACAACGGAGGAGGAGGUAACAACAACAACAACAACAACAACAAUGGUGGUGGUGGUGGCGGCAACAACAACAACGGAGAUGGCGGCGACUGUGUAGACGGCGUCGACUCCAACGGUGACCCUUGCGGCGGCGACGACGGGAACUCGACCGUCAACGCCAACGUCAACGCCAAAGUCAACUUGAACAACAAGCCUGUGCGACUCUUCUAGUAAUAGUAGUAGUAGUAGUAGUAUUAGAAUCAACCCUGUAAUGUAUGGGGUUGGUUGGUUGAUGGAUGGAUGAGUGAGGUGGGGGAAAUCUCUAUCUCUGCUGCUGCUGCUGAUGAUGAGGAGACUCUUUUGUGUUUAUUGUGUAAUUUUUAAAAAGAAACCAAAAAGAAAAAAAA